Molecule: messenger RNA, 378 nt
Organism: Alternaria rosae
Lineage: Eukaryota; Fungi; Ascomycota; Dothideomycetes; Pleosporales; Pleosporaceae
Exons: 1
Coding region: 31-276 (81 amino acids)
Source: RefSeq, a predicted model, not a curated record
AUCAAGCACCUGUAUGCAAGGGCAUCUCAGAUGGUAGCAGGCUGUACACUUGCAUUUGCUCUCCCUCGAUGUGUCCUUCGCAUUCUGGCCUCCGACGAGGCUCGGUGUCGUUUCGACAUCAAGCUUGGAGACAAACAUCGCACUCUAAUGACCUACAGCGCUGCAGCUGCCAUAUCGUUUUGCAGAAAGAUGAUCUGGCCGUAUAACUCUCCACCGCCAUCUCUUGAUUGUUACGGUCGAUCCUCUGUCGCUCGAGCUCAUACUCUACUGGCGUGAUGACGGUACAACUUCGAUGGAACAAUCAGCAGUACGCUUCUGCAUAUGCUGUCCCGACGUCAAGACUGCGCCUACCGUUCGAGCGUCACCGUACCUUCGGAC